Molecule: messenger RNA, 2773 nt
Organism: Felis catus (domestic cat)
Lineage: Eukaryota; Metazoa; Chordata; Mammalia; Carnivora; Felidae
Gene: ADRB3
Product: adrenoceptor beta 3
Exons: 3
Coding region: 980-2176 (398 amino acids)
Biological process (GO): norepinephrine-epinephrine-mediated vasodilation involved in regulation of systemic arterial blood pressure; adenylate cyclase-activating adrenergic receptor signaling pathway
Cellular component (GO): membrane
Molecular function (GO): epinephrine binding; norepinephrine binding; beta3-adrenergic receptor activity
Source: RefSeq, a predicted model, not a curated record
AAACUCACCAACCUUGAGAUCGUGACCUGAGCCGAAGUCCCAUGCUUACCCGACUGAGCCACCUGGGUGCCCCCAAUUUUAAAGAAAUUUUGAAAGCAGGGACCCAUCUAGAAAUUCUCUAGGUGGAAAGGUGUGUGGAAGGGGCAAGGGGCAAUGGGGAAGAUGGAGAAAUGGAAACUUUCAGCAUCUUAGGCUAUGUGAAGCCUAAUCAAAAUUCAAAUGAGCAGGCAAGUAUAAAGACUCCAGGAAAACAUCAAAUUUCCCUGCUAACUGAAAAGAACAGCAACAAGACAACGGAGAACUGGAGGGGCAGGGCAGGUAAAUGAAAUAGAAGGGAAAGGGGCCAAGUCUCAUUGGCGCGAAGUCUUGGGAAAAGAGAGAAGAUACUUUGACUUACAAUAUUUUAGAGAAGGACCCUCAAGUAGGUGCGGUGCUAGUGGGGAUCAUUUUGCUGGCCCUGGGAGGGUUCCCUUUUCCUCUGACAAGGUAAGGCGGUGGUGGUGAUGUCUUCAUGACCUUUCUGCUAGCGUCGCUGCAGGACCUUCCGGGGAAAUUGGUGCGGCGUUCCAGGCAAUCAGUGCCCACGGAGUGUUGCGCUGAGUGCCUGCGGUGGUCACGGCAGGAGUGGGCACAUGGUGGCAGAGAAGUCCGGUGUCGGCACUCCAGAUAAGGUUACAGGAAAACUCAGACAUCCAUCUCAUUUCCCUCCCCUCCCUCCAAUUCCCUUCCUGGCGCCCAGCAUAGAGACUGUUGGCCGCUGCCCCUUUAAGGGCCUCCACUCCUCCCCACCCCAAGCAGUGGCACCGGGGCGGGUAGUGGGGAGGGGGGGGGGGGAGGUUGAGCGUUCUCGCCCCGGUCAACUAGGGAAAAUGGCCCAGGCCCGGGAAAUCGCUCCCACGCCCCGCUGUCCCCGCCCCCGAGCCGGGUGAGCUGGGAGACCCCUUCUCUCUUUCCCUCCCGCCCCACGCACGCCGCGGGAAUGGCUCCGUGGCCUCACGGGAACGGCUCUCUGGCUUCGUGGCCGGAUGCCCCCACCCUGACGCCCAAUACUGCCAACACGAGUGGGCUGCCGGGGGUGCCGUGGGCGGUGGCAUUGGCGGGGGCGCUGUUGGCGCUGGCCGUGCUGGCCACCGUGGGAGGCAACCUGCUGGUCAUCGUGGCCAUCGCUCGGACGCCGAGACUCCAGACCAUGACCAACGUGUUCGUGACCUCGCUGGCCACAGCAGACCUGGUGGUGGGACUCCUGGUAGUGCCGCCGGGGGCCACCCUGGCGCUGACCGGCCACUGGCCCCUGGGCGCCACUGGUUGCGAGCUGUGGACCUCAGUGGACGUGCUGUGUGUGACGGCCAGCAUUGAAACCCUGUGCGCCCUGGCCGUGGACCGCUACCUGGCAGUGACGAACCCGCUGCGCUACGGCGCCCUGGUCACCAAACGGCGCGCCCGGGCAGCCGUGGUACUGGUGUGGGUCGUGUCAGCGGCGGUGUCGUUUGCGCCCAUCAUGAGCAAAUGGUGGCGCGUGGGAGCCGACGCCGAGGCGCAGCGCUGCCACUCCAAUCCGCACUGCUGCGCCUUCGCCUCCAACAUACCCUACGCGCUGCUCUCCUCCUCCGUCUCCUUCUACCUUCCGCUCCUUGUGAUGCUCUUCGUCUACGCGCGCGUUUUCGUCGUGGCUACGCGCCAGCUGCGCCUGCUGCGCGGAGAGCUGGGCCGCUUCCCGCCAGGGGAGUCUCCGCCGGCCGCGUCUCGCUCUAUGUCCCCCGCCCCGGCGGGGCCGUGCGCUUCUCCCGCAGGGGUGCCCUCCUACGGGCGGCGGCCCGCGCGCCUUCUGCCUCUCCGGGAACACCGGGCCCUGCGCACCUUGGGUCUCAUCAUGGGGACCUUCUCUCUCUGCUGGUUGCCCUUCUUUGUGGCCAACGUGGUGCGCGCCCUCGGGGGCCCCUCUCUGGUUCCCAGCCCGGCUUUCCUGGCCCUUAACUGGCUAGGCUAUGCCAACUCCGCCUUUAACCCGCUCAUCUACUGCCGCAGCCCCGACUUUCGCAGCGCCUUUCGCCGCCUGCUGUGCCGCUGUCGGCUGGAGGAGCGCCACGCAGCAGCCUCCGGGGCUGGAGAAACCUCGGAUGCCCCUGCGGCGCUGACCAGGCCCGCCGAGUCGGGGCUUCCUGGGGGAAUUUCUUAGGUCCUGAACGACAAGAAACAACUCUGUUCAUCCAGAACUUUUGGAAAGCCUCUGGCCUCUGUUUAGAAUGAGCCCUGUGGAGUUUCCCAGCUGGAAAUCUCUGACCUCCAGAAACUGAACUUUUCUAAGCCCUGAGCUUCACCACUACCUCAGCAGCUGAAGUAUCCAGCAGCCUGGAGCAGCCGGACUAGCUUUGGUGGGACACCUGUCACCUUGCUCACUUCGGUGCUGUGUGCUUAGGGCAGAGACAGCACUCCUCCUUCCAUCCCUCCUGCUGCCUAGACCUGACGGACCACUCAGUGCUCCCCACGCUCGCUGCUUGCUCUGUGGCCUAGGCUGGGAGCAGGAAGCUAGCAAAGGUGCAGCUUUGGGGUUUUGUCCCUGACACAUCGCUACGGAUCUCUAAGCACCGGCCUCCCCCACUUUGGACACAGGACAGCUCUGAUCUACCUCACAGCAGUGCCAGAAAGACUUCUUCAGGGUUUUUUUUUGGAGGGGGGUGGGGGGGUGGCUCCGGGAUUCAUAGGAGGCCGAACCAUUAGAACAGAUCCCUUCUUUUCCUUUCAGCAUCAAAUGAAUAAAUAUUACUGAAUGCGA